Rhagoletis pomonella (apple maggot) is the source of this 1978-nucleotide messenger RNA. RefSeq names its product polycomb group protein Pc (gene Pc). The transcript has 3 exons. The record is from RefSeq and is a predicted model, not a curated record. Bases 515 to 1768 code for a protein of 417 amino acids. Lineage: Eukaryota; Metazoa; Arthropoda; Insecta; Diptera; Tephritidae.
CUCGCAUUUUUGUCAAAGAAAGAAGAAAUUUUGGCGUCGGAAACAAAGUGUUUGUUAAUAAGAUUCAAUCGCGGUAAUUAUUAAUUUAAUGAAAAUUACUAAAUUCGUCUUUGGUACGGCUUAAAACUGAAAAUACAACAUCGUGUUGUGAGUUCUUGAAUUUACACUUGUGUAAAGUUUGAAUUUUUCAUAUUCGUCGUGCGGUGUGACAGACAGCGAGUUGUGGUUUGCGUACUUUUCCAUGUUUGUUGCUGGGCUAAGUGUACGGAGAAGGGAGAAACAGCAGAUACAUUUGUUGAAGGACGUUUUGCAUUUUUAUUUAUGCGGAUUUUCGAGCGCUGGCGCUUAAUAUUUCCUGUACCAGUAAAACUCAAAGUGGUUGCAGCAGAUACUUUCGGUUGAACAUUGUAAAGAUACAUUUUGCAAUAAGUUUGUCGUAUUUUUUACAGUGAAGUUUCACGGUGUGAAACAUUUUGGUGCGUGAGAAUAAAAAAUCGUCAAACUGGAUAACACCAUGGGAAGUUCUGACGACCGCGUUUACGCGGCAGAACGUAUAAUACAAAAACGCAUUAGAAAGGGUGUUCUGGAGUAUCGUGUAAAAUGGAAGGGUUGGAAUCAACGAUAUAAUACGUGGGAGCCAGAAGUGAACAUUCUCGAUCGACGUCUUAUAGAAAUUUACGAACAGAGCAACCGAUCAUCAAAUACUCCAUCAAAACGAGGUAGUAAACGCAAAGAAAAAGCGCAGGACCCCGAACCUGAAUCUGAGGAAGAUGAGUACACUUUCACCGGUGACGAUGUGGAUACAAAUCAAGCUUCCACCUCAGCCGCGGCAUCUGCAUUAACAAGCAGCAGUCAUCACCAUCACUCUUAUCAUUAUGAAAAAGAGAAGGAAAAGGAAAAGAAACGGGACCACAAUCAUCACCAUCAUCAUCACUCAGCGAAAUCUGAACGGAAUCGCUCUCGCUCACCACACACAGACUCGCAUCGAGAAAAUGGCGGACAUAAGCGUCAUACUUAUACCUCCACAUCGGCAUCGAUGUCUGCUGCAGUUGUGGCAGCCGCAGCUGCUUCUAAUUCUGCAUUGAAUUUCAUUCCUGAAGCUGAUUCAAAUUCAUCCAGUUCGGAGGACCAGCCGCUUAGCCGAAAAGAAGUAACCCCUAUGGGCACUAAACGCAAAGCAGAAGUGUUAAAAGAGUCGGGUAAAAUAGGAGUCACUAUAAAAACAUCACCCGAUGGUCCACCGCCGCCUAAACAACAUUGUGCGAAUGCUGUCAGUGUAGACACAGCCACCUCGAUAUCAACUCCGUUAAAAUCGGAAACUGAACCGCUUUCCCCAGAGACACCUGCUUCGCGACCAGAACAAGCCACACCCGCAGAGAAAAACGCAGCAUUGCAGCAUCAUUAUAAUGCUUCAGCAGCGGAUGAUGAUGAUUCAUCAUCACAAGCAGAUAGCCAAACGGAGAAUGCCAAUUCGGCAGCGCAAAGCAAGGCAACGGGUGACGACGGUACCUAUUCGCCAAAGCGCAACGGUCACACUACCGACGAGCAUCAGCGACAAAGUGCGCUUGAGCCACUUUCACCGAAAGCGCUGCCACCUCGCUUUUGGUUGCCUAGCAAAUGUAAUAUAUCCGACAAAGUGGUGAUCACCGAUGUUACAGUAAAUUUAGAGACAGUGACUAUUCGCGAAUGCAAAACUGAACGUGGGUUCUUUAGAGAACGGGAAUUAAAAUCUGGUGGUACGAAAACUGAAUCUGACUCGGUAGCCUAAAAAAAAAAUAAGAAUCUAGAAUUUUAAAGGACUGCAUCGGUUGUUGCGUGUUGCCAUCUACAAUCAACGCAACUAUUAUGUAUUAAUUACAUAUAAAAAUUUAUGACUUGCUAUUUUAUUCACUGAUUAUCUUAAAGUUAGUUGAAAAAGUUCUUGUAAAUAAUGUACCAUAGCUUCUAUUAGAAUAAAUAUACAUACAUAUACGAGUAA